AUGGCUCCAGUUCCAAUUCAAAUAGAUGAUGAAAAAUAUGAUGCAUCACAAUUCCAAUCAGCACAUCAUGGUAAAACAAGAAAUGGUUCAUUUACAGUUAGUAAAGAAAAUGCAACAUUAGCUAAAUAUCCAGAAUAUUUACCAACAUGGAAUCCUUUACAAAAAUUUCCAACUUAUAAAUUUCAAAAAUAUAAUGAUCCUGGUGUAAAAGGUGAUAUCAACUACAAGAAUUUAUUUCCUGCAGGUACUGAAGCUAAAGUUAAUAGAAUAACUCCAAAAUUAGGUUCAGAAAUUUCUAAUUUACAAUUAAGUUCAUUAAAUGAUUUACAAAAACAAGACCUUGCUAGAUUUGUUGCAGAAAGAGGAGUUGUAGUAUUUAAAAAUCAAGAUUUUAAUGAUAAAGGUCCAGAAUUUGCAACUGAAUUUAUGAAAUUUUUUGGUCCAUUACAUAUUCAUCCAACAUCAGGAUCACCUGAAAAUUUCCCUCAAAUGCAUAUUACUUUCAGAGGUGCUUCGCAACAAGAAAUUGAUUCAGUUUUUGCAAGUUCAACAAAUUCAAUAUCAUGGCAUAGUGAUUGUUCAUAUUCAUUAAAUUCUUUACAAUUAACUUUAUUUUCAUGUUUACAAUUACCUGAAGGUGGUGGUGGUGAUACAUUAUUUGCAAAUACUGUUGAAGCAUAUAAUAGAUUAAGUCCAGCAAUGAGAGAAAGAUUAGAAGGAUUACAUAUUUUACAUUCAUCAGUUGAACAAGCACAAGCUAAUAAAAAAGCAGGUGGAAUAUUAAGAAGAGAACCAGAAACUAAUAUACACCCUAUUAUAAGAACAAAUCCAAUUACUGGUCAAAAACAUCUUUAUGUGAAUAAAGAAUUUGGUAGAAGAAUAGUUGAAUUGAAAGAAGAAGAAAGUGAUUACUUAUUGAAAUUUUUAUAUGAUCAUAUUGAAGGUGCUCAUGAUUUACAAAUUAGAGUAAGAUGGGAACCAAAUGCGGUCUGUAUAUGGUCAAAUUCAACUGUGGUCCACUCUCCAGUUGUUGAUUUUAAUGAACCUGUUGUUAGACAUGCUUAUAGACUUAGUGUUAUGGGUGAAAGACCAGUUACUGAUUUAAAAUAUUUAAAUGAUGAAAAUUAUUUGAAAGAUAAAUAUGAUGAAUUUGGUAUUAAAUUCAACAAUGGUAUUUAA
This is a messenger RNA of Lodderomyces jiufengensis, 1179 nucleotides long. RefSeq lists its product as uncharacterized. The transcript has a single exon. Gene Ontology annotation, molecular function: sulfonate dioxygenase activity. Gene Ontology annotation, cellular component: cytoplasm. The record is from RefSeq and is a predicted model, not a curated record. Lineage: Eukaryota; Fungi; Ascomycota; Pichiomycetes; Serinales; Debaryomycetaceae. Bases 1 to 1179 code for a protein of 392 amino acids. Gene Ontology annotation, biological process: sulfur compound catabolic process.